CCCAUAAUGAAACCAAAAUAUAAAGUACAGUAACGGCGAUGGACACAAAUUCUCAGCUCUAUCCACUUCCAAGAAUAGCACAACGAUCGAGCUACGAUAAUCAUGGGACCUCUGAGCGCCGGAAACAUCAUCAGAACUGCCGGUCGAGCAGUCUCCAGAGCCGGCGUCGCCAGUGCCGGUGUCGCGAACCGACCUUCCUCUCCGACGUCCAGUUCCCGAGCCACGCACCGGCACGGCGGCUCCGCUAAUUUCCACGGCCUGUCGUUGAGCUCUUCUCUUAGCCACUCUCCGCUUUCCGCCGGCUGGCAUUUCUGCAAUCCCUACUGCGAUGAGUUCGAGUGGAUUUCUGAGGACGGAAUCGAGACCGAAAAUAUCGCUAGGGUUUCUGAGGAGGACGCAAAUGGAUGGUCUGUUCCUUCCUUGGAUGAGGUUCAAGGCGCCGUCUCUGCAAUUAACCAGGUUUUUGGCCAAGAGAAGGAUGAACUGGGUCGGGUCGGGAUGUAUACGGGUUUGGUAAACCGGGCUUCUCCAGUUGGGUCGGAGGUGGAUUGGAUUGAGCCGUGUUUGGAGCUGCAAUUGGGCGCGCGUGGCGUUGAAAGGGUUUAUGAUGCUUUUCAAUUAUUGCAGACUGACCCUUCAGUUCAGAGAAUGGUUAUGUCGGUAUCAUCGGAUAAAGCGGUUUGGGAUGCGAUUAUGAACAAUGAAGCUGUGCAACAGCUGAGGAAGUCAUUCUACGAAGCAAAAGACGACACUGUCGGGACUUCGUUGGAAAGCUCUCCCGAUAAGGGUUCCGAUGAACCGACAAACGUCGUGGUGUGGAUUUUGAAGAACAUGAAGGCGAGAGUGAUGGAAGUAAUUGAGAGAAUGAGAGAGGUGAUGAAGCAGAUGUUUGAGAGUGGGAAGGAUGAUGAUGAUGAUGAUGAUGGGGAGAAAAGGAGAGGAGAAGGAAGGGAUGUGUUUGAGGAGAAGCUUAGAACAUCGUUCUUGAUAUCCAUUGUUGUGCUGCUUGUGGUGAUGGUGAGUCGAGCUCAUACAUAAAAUAAGCCUUUCCUCCAUGAAUUUGACGACAUCAAAUCUUCUUCUUUUUUCUUUUUCUUCUAAGUUCUCAGAUUGGAUAUUGGUAAUUUGGCAGUCUGAACUUUCUUUUAACUUAAGUUAUAUUCAUAUUUUUGUUCAUA
Cucurbita maxima (winter squash) is the source of this 1178-nucleotide messenger RNA. RefSeq lists its product as uncharacterized. The transcript has 4 exons. Lineage: Eukaryota; Viridiplantae; Streptophyta; Magnoliopsida; Cucurbitales; Cucurbitaceae. The coding region runs from base 103 to 1038 and encodes 311 amino acids. The record is from RefSeq and is a predicted model, not a curated record.